AUGCUGAUUGAUCCUUUACUGUUCUUCGUGUUUGAGGAUCGCUUCUCAUACGACUUUACUGCUCCUGAUACAUUCGUUACGGUCGGAACUCCAGUCUCAACCCCAGUCGUAAGCAUUAAGAGCCCCGACGGUGACGUGAUCGACUGCAUAGAUAUCUACAAUCAACCGGCGUUUAGUCUGGCUUGCAACGGGUCUUUCGCCAAUGGAGAUGUGAACACUGUCGAAGCGGGUUGGCAAAGAGAUGCGUAUAACAACACGGGAUGUUAUAGCACACACUGUGGGGGAUUUGUUCAGACCAGCAGCACAAUCGCCCUUGAAGCUGCCAUCAUUCGCACCUCUACAUUUGGAGGCCCUCAAUUUGCCAUCACGAUUCAGAUCUGGAAGGAUCAAUCUUCUGGGAACUGGUGGUUAGGACUUGGCCUCAACAUGGAGCUAGUUGGAUACUGGCCAGGUGCAAUCUUUACAGGCCUAGCUGACCACACAGACACGGUCGAAUGGGGAGGCAAAAUUCUGUCCCAAAACAGUGCCGGCGCAAACACCAUUGUUCAAAUGGGAUCGGGCGAAUUCACUUAA
Molecule: messenger RNA, 573 nt
Organism: Eruca vesicaria subsp. sativa (arugula)
Lineage: Eukaryota; Viridiplantae; Streptophyta; Magnoliopsida; Brassicales; Brassicaceae
Source: the annotation of a GenBank genome assembly